Messenger RNA from Cantharellus anzutake, 529 nucleotides. RefSeq lists its product as uncharacterized. The transcript has a single exon. The record is from RefSeq and is a predicted model, not a curated record. The coding region runs from base 286 to 471 and encodes 61 amino acids. NCBI's taxonomy places the organism in Eukaryota, Fungi, Basidiomycota, Agaricomycetes, Cantharellales, Hydnaceae.
CGCCAAACAACUUCCCGAUAGAAACAAAGUUGGUUUUCUAAUACUCUGUACUAUUCGGCUACGAAUAAUCGGCUCUUAAACGCAGUGAGUACUGUUCAGCUGACGGUAAGCGUGAUGAGUUCAUAUUGUGUGUUAGAAAGCUGAGGUAUAACCUGCACGGCCAUUCAGUCUACGCUUCCAAGACCCGCUACAGAGUAGCGGGAAUAUCGCGUAAUCGAUACAAGCUAAACAGAGAGAAAAGAUGUCCAAGAGUUCAGGACCCGUAAGUUAAACUGGCCAUAGGAAAUGCAAACGUCGUUAUUGCGAUCUCUGCGCGAACGUCAAGAAUGCCAACUUCACUGGCCAGCCAUGCAUGUCUGCGCAGAACCCUGCAGUGGGGUAGGCAGUACCCCUCCAGCAACAUGGAUAUCCGAGGAAGAUGGAUUGACCCAUCUGUUCCCAAUGACCAGUACACAGAAAUGCGAAGAUUGAUCAACGUUGACGCGGCAUCAUUAGACACAUGAGAUGAACAGAACGGUCAGAAGUGCAC